Molecule: messenger RNA, 5354 nt
Organism: Stegodyphus dumicola
Lineage: Eukaryota; Metazoa; Arthropoda; Arachnida; Araneae; Eresidae
Biological process (GO): regulation of gene expression
Cellular component (GO): nucleus
Source: RefSeq, a predicted model, not a curated record
AUCUUCACACUCGAGAAUAAAAUACGAUCUGUGUGUGGUCAACGUUUUAUUUAAAAAUAUAUAUAUAUAUAUAUAUUAAUUAGUGUUGUAAAUAUGUACUUAUUGUUUUGUAUAAUUUAUCUUACUGCUAAUAUCUUCAGUUAUUUUACUUUUUAUCUUUCGAAAAUUGCUUAUAAUUUUCGAAGAGGGAUAGGGUCUCAGGCACCCUGUCGCUACACCAAAAUUUCUCCCGUGGAAACUUUUUAUUAGCCUGUUAUACACCUUCUGGGCAAAAAGACUUAAUAAGUGCAAAACGAUACGUCUUUCUAGUUAGUUUGUCCCGAAAAUUUUAAAGCGUGUUCUUACGCAAAGCUUACGUGAGUAGAACUUGCAUUUUGAACAAUUGCGUGAGCAGAUUUUUGUUGCAAAUUAAUGCAAAGGCCUUUUUUUUUUUACUGAUUACGAUAUUUACAGGAACGAGAGAACUUGGAAUGAGAAGUGUAAGAUGGAAAGAAUUAGAAAUUUCUUCAAACUAUUAAAAAUAUUGGCUAGCAACAAUGGAAAAAUCAAAAUAUAAAAAUUGUCACGUCUUUUUUUGCAUUUGUGUGAUCGGUGCAAGAAUUAUUUUUGGUAAAAUUUCUGUUAAACAUUUCGUUUUGCAUCCAUUGUUAGAUGUGUACUAAGUUAUAUAAUAUCAAGCUUGUGAGCCCAUAAUUAUCUGUAAAGAGCAGAAGUUUCAUGUUCUAGGAAGUAUGUUACAAAUCGUUUGAAACCAAAAACAAAAAAUAUAUAUAUGUUUUAAAAGAGCAUAUGCAUACUGAUAAAGGAGAGAAAUGUUAUGUAUGCGAAGCAUGUACAAGUCAUUUAAUCAAAAAAGUAGCUUAAGACAGCAUAUGAUUAUUCACACAGGAGAGAAACCUCAUCAAUGUGAAGUAUGCAAGAAGUCAUUUAGUCAAAAAAAUGGUUUAAACAGGCAUAUCCUUAUUCACACAGGAGAGAAACCUCAUGAGUGUGAAGUAUGCAAGAAAUCAUUUAGUCGAAAAAGUAGUCUAAACGGGCACAUGCUCAUUCAUACUGGAGAGAAACCUCAUGUGUGUGAAUUAUGUAAGACGUUAUUUAGUCUAAAAACUACUUUAAACCAGCAUAUGCUUAUUCACACAGGAGAGAAAUCUCAUGUAUGUGAUAUAUGUAAAAAGUCAUUUACUCAGAAAAGUAGUUUAAAACGGCAUAUGUUUAUUCACACUGGAGAGAAACCCCAUGAGUGUGAAGUAUGUAAGAAGUCAUUUAGUCUAAAAACGAGUUUAAGCAAGCAUGUGCUUAUUCAUACCAAAGAGAAAAUUCAUAUGUGCGAAUUAUGUAACAAGUUAUUUAGUCGAAAAAGUAUUUUAAACCAGCAUAUGCGUAUUCACACAGGAGAGAAGCCUCAUGUAUGCGAAAUAUGUAAAAAAUCAUAUAAUCAGAAAAAUAGUUUAAAAGAGCAUAUGCGUAUUCACACAGGAGAGAAACCUUGUAUGUGCGAAGUAUGCAAGAUGUUAUUUAGUCGAAAAAGUGUUUUAAACCGACAUAUGCUUAUUCAUACAGGAGAGAAAUUUCAUGAAUGUGAAAUAUGUAAAAAAUCAUAUCGUCAGAAAAGUAGUUUAAACGAGCAUAUGCGUAUUCACACAGAAGAGAAACUUUAUGUGUGUGAAGUAUGUAAAAAGCCAUUUAUUCAAAAUCGGGCUUUGGAAGAGCAUAUGCGUAUUCACACAGGAGAGAAACCCUAUGUGUGCGAAAUAUGUAAAUGGCCAUUUAGUCGUAAAAGCAGCUUAAACAAGCAUAUGGUUUUCCAUAGAGAAGAGAAUCCUUAUAUGUGUGAAAUAUGUAAAAAAUCAUUUAGUCGUAAGUCUAAUUUAAAUGAGCAUAUGCAUAUUCACACAGGAGAGAAACCUAAUGUGUGUAAAGUAUGUCAAAAGUCAUAUAGUCAUAAAGCUAGUUUGAACAAGCAUAUGCAUAUUCACCUAGUAAAGAACACUUGUGUAUAAAAUUAAUACUAAAGCAUGAUCUCAGGCAGUACAUAUCUGUGAGGUCAAUGGUCAUAUGGUUUAGUUGCACCAUAUGGCAGAAUUUAGAAGUAGCAAAAUGCUUAGAGUUUAGAGAAGCAUUCAUUGGCUGAAUUGUGCUGGAUUGCAUCAAGCCUACUGCUGAUCAUUGUCUGGUUUGUAACCGGCUAUUAAAUAAAUAAAUAAACUAAUUCUCUAUUCUACAAGAGGGGAAAAAAAAAAACCUCAGAAGCUGAUUUAAAAGAUUUAGACUAUUUCUCUUAUUCAGAAUCAGACUAUGGAUUUUACAUUUCUUCCACCUCCCCAAUUCCAAAUUGUUUUAUAGCAUCAUAACUUUGCUAAUAGAAUUUUUCUUUUUUUUAACCUUCUUUCAAAGUGAACUUUGGUACACUUCUGUUACCAGGACCGGUUUCAGAAAUGUAUGUAUGCAUGGAACUGUUCACGUAUGUAUGUGUAUGUAUACAGACAUUCGUACAAGUAUACAUGCCUACAUACAUUUCUGAAUCCGAUCCUGAUAACAGAAGAGUACCUAAACUUCCAAUUUAGUUGUAUCUUGUAUUAAGUGAAUAUCCAUAUAUGAGCAUAUCAGUUAUGUACACAGUGAUCUAAGUUUAAAAAGCAGUUUCAGACUGUGCUGUCAAAGCCGCCGGUAAAAUCUCCAUCUUGUAUUAUUUCAAGGAAAACCAGAGCUACUUGAGCAAAAAAGGUUUUUCCUUUCUCGUGCCUGGGUUUUCAAGAAAUUCUUGCAUAAUAGUCAGUGUUCUUUUUUCUUCUCAUAUGUGUUCAAUGUUUGUGUCUGUCACCUACUAAAAUGCAAUAUGCGAAUCAUAUGCAUGUUGUUACUUUGAAAUACUUCUAACACUGAAAUUCUAAAGCAUGAUUAAAUAUUUCAUCUUGUAUGUGUGCAGUAAUUUGCAUGUGCUUUGUGUUAAACUUGUUUCUGAAUUUAAUGCAAAUACUGAUCAUAGUUCUGCCAUUAGUAACUGAAAUGUUUUUCUCAUGCCCGUUAUAAAAUAACGUAUUGUGUAUUUCCAUUCAUGGUCAACAAAUACUGAAGACUGAUUAUGUAGCUGCAGUAUCAAAUGAGCAUGUAACAUUCACAAAACCAGUAUGGAGUUGCUCAUAUUGUAUGGGAAAAGAGAAAUGAUGUUUCAGUUAUUUUCAGUUGAAUAUUAGACGUACAGGUAUUUGGACGAAUCAAGUAGAGCAGCCUCAUUUGUGCAAAGUAUAUAAGAAGACAUUCGGGAAAAUGAAUCAUUUAGGCAAUGUCUUCCCAUUCUAGGUAAGAAAUUGAUGUAUAUUAGAUAUUUAUUUAAAAUAUUUCCUCCACCCACCCCUAUUCAAUGGUAAAAGAAAUUUAAUUUUUAACUUGGAAGGAUGCACUUUAUAAGCAUGAAGACGUGUGGCAGAAGAAUGUCUUGGUUUAAACUUGCAUUUCAUGUUUGAUUUUUCAAGCAUUAUGGGAAACUGAAACCUAGAAAUUUUUCCACUAUGGUUCCUAUGGCAAAUUAAAUUUCGGUAUAACUAUGGUGUUGAAUAGAAACUAGCCAGAUUUAGUAUUUUGUAUAAACCUUAGAAUUAGGCCUGAAAGAUUUUUGUAAAACAGAACCGUUAUAGAAAUAACUGGGCUUUCUUUACCUGCAAUGUAGCCACUUUUUCAAAAUUACUAACCUAGACAUUUUAAAAGUAGAAUGUUAUAAAAAUUUCCAUUUUUUUUAAUAAUGCUUGUAUCAGAAUAGUGAAUUAAUUAACUAUUAAACAGAUUUGCAUUUAUUUAAUAGUUGAUUCAAUAUAAAUAUAUUUUUUAUUUAAGUAAACAUAUAACACAAUACAUUAAAUAAUACAAUAAUCAUGUGCAGCAAAAAAUAAUUUGAAGCAGUCUAUUAUCAAUAUUAAGUGUGCUAGUAAUACUUAGAAGUUAGACCAGUAAUACAUACUGACAUUUAUAAUGUAAAAUACCUAAGAAGUUUCUCAAUUUCUAUGAAAACUAUACAAAUUAAUAGUAAUUUGAAAUCUAAAACAGCAUGGUGGCAGUAGCGCUUGCCAGAAUAAAAAUAUUUUAUGGCAUUCACUGCAGUAAGAUUGCUGUAUUCUAAUCAGUUUAUUUUAUUUAAUAAAUCGUAUUUUUUAAUUCUAACCAUAAAUGUUUUUUUAUAAAUUCUUUAACAUAUGGUCUUAAGAUCGAAAUAGAUAAAAAUUGACGCAUUUAAUUGAAGAAUUCUAAAAUUUUGUUAGUGUAAAGAUUUUAGUAUAAAUGUAUGUAUGAGUGUAUACACACCCAUACAUACAUAUGUAACGUACAUUUCUGAAUCCAGUCAUGAUAACAGAAAAGUACUAAAAUGUUGAGUAUUUUUUUAAGUGAGGCAUAUUAUGUUGUAUCUUGCAGAAAGCUAAGUCUGAAAUUUUGAGGAAGAUAACCAAAACUGCAGUUUGCAGUUCAAUGCUAUGCUAAAACACUAAAGUCUCAUAGGAGGGAUUAUAAUCUGCAGUCAGAGUGGGAAAAAAUUCCAGAGAAGCAGAAACCUGUCUGGGAAGUGCUACAUGCAUAUCAAGGGUAUCGCAUAAAUAAUUUUUGGCCGUGGGUGGCCAUAUAAAUAUUUUUUGGCAAUAAUAUGCUGGAUCAGUACUUUGUUGUGGGUUUUAUUGGGGUUAUGAAGUAUCAGAAAGUUCCAAGCAUGCAGUAGAACACAGAUUUAGUUUAGUUGCAACCACCACGACCAUGAGGAUAAACAUGUAUACACCCAUUAAGCAGAUUUACUCAUAAAAUACGGUGGGUGGAUAUGGAUCAUGCAGUAGGGAUGUUUUUCGUUAUUUUUUUAUUUUCAACUGUGUUCAAAAGCUUAAGUCGGCAACUGUUAAGUAAUCUAAGAUAGUAUGCUGAUCAUCAUUGGUAGUUUUCAUCAUCUGUUUGAUACAUUGUGCUUAAUUUUGUGUAUUUAUUUUUUUAUUUAUAUUUUUUUUACAUAUUGGAAAAAAUUGAAUGUUUUCCAACUUAAUUUUGCUGUAUGUACAUAAUUUGAUGAUAAAGUGCAAUAAAUAAACUAUUAUUGUAUAAUAUUGUUUAAUUAUUUAUUGUAUAAUUUUUAUUAUAUUAUAGUUUACAAUGAAUUUUAAUAUAAUAAUUAUAAUUUAUAAUAAUUUUUUGAUAAGUAAUUGUUAUAUAUUUUCCUACUAUUCUGUUAACAGGACUAGAUUCAGAAAUGUACGAAUGUAUGUGCAUAUAUGUAUGCAUGUAUACAGACACAUAUAUGCAUCCAUACUUAUAUACAUGCAUAUAUAAACACAUGUUCAUACAUACAUGGAUUUCUGAACCCAAUCCCAAUAACAGAAGAGUAC